Messenger RNA from Aspergillus japonicus CBS 114.51, 2979 nucleotides. RefSeq lists its product as uncharacterized. The transcript has 4 exons. NCBI's taxonomy places the organism in Eukaryota, Fungi, Ascomycota, Eurotiomycetes, Eurotiales, Aspergillaceae. The record is from RefSeq and is a predicted model, not a curated record. Bases 1 to 2979 code for a protein of 992 amino acids.
AUGAAGACAAUCAAAUGGUCCACUCUAGUAAACCUUCUAUUGAUCCCAGCAGCGGUCAACGCAAAGCCAUUUGAUCACCGUGAACUCCUAGGCCGCGAUGUUGAAAUUGGUCAACUUCCUAUACCAUCCACUUACGACGCGCCUCGCUUCCGGUGGUGGUGGCCCGGGGGGUGGGUGGAACCUGAUGUUUUGAAGAGCGAAAUGCAGUCUAUCGCCGCGGCGGGAUUUGGUGGGGGGGAGAUCAGUGAUGUUCAGGAUAGCAUCAAGGUCUCGAUGGACCCACGAAUAUAUGGAUGGGCAAGAGAUCGGUGGAAUGCAGGGGUGCUCGCUGCCUAUAAGACAGCCGAAAGGCUGGGCGUUUAUGUGGACAUGACACUGGGUCCCCACUGGCCAACUGGAGUUCCGGGCUUUAGUCCAGACUCCCCAGAAACCUCCAAGGAAUUGGUCCAUGGAAAGCUGCUGCUUGCGGCUGGUCAUUCUUACUCGGGAUCUCUUCCUCUUCCUGUGGCCAAACCAUCUGGAGAGGAGACUGGCAACCCAUCGGUAAACGCAACCGCGAAGCUGGUUGCCAUUCUGGCUGCCAGAACCAGUGCAGCAUCAGCCAAUCAAACGGUCGUGGCGUUUGAACCGUCCUCAGUUUUGAAUUUGACGAAAUAUUAUCACAAAGAUCAACUGUGCUGGACGGCGCCGAAGGAUGGGACUUACAUCGUCGUUGCAGUGUACGGCAGAGGGACGGGACAGAUCCAGAAUAUGUACGACGGGAACCCCAAUGCCCCCAAGGUCACCUAUCCUUCCCCAGCCUACAUCGUCGACCAUUUCUCCACUGCGGGCGUAGACGCCUCUGUGAACUAUUGGAACAAUCAUAUCCUGAAUGACGAGUUGCGCCAAAUCAUGAAGAGCCAAGGAGGGUCCAUUUUUGAGGACUCGCUCGAGCUCAAGUACAAGCAAUAUUGGACAUUGAACUUCAUGGAGGAGUUCCAAAAGCGACGAGGUUACGAUUUAACCCCGUACCUCCUCUACGUCCUAAAAGAUAGCACCACUUUUAUCGGCAAUGACGAAGUUGCCAGGGGAGUCGGGUAUGAUUUUUACUCCACAAUCACAGAUCUAUACAUUGACUACCGCGUUCAAGGGUUGAAAAAGUUUGCCAAUGGACUCGGGCUAAAACUUCGCCUGCAGCCCUACACAGCGACACUCAACUCUUCACGGGCAGCCGCAGCGGUUGAUAUUCCCGAGGGCGAGUCCCUCGGCUUUGAGGGUGACAAAGAUGCUUUCAGGGUUUUGGCUACCGGUCGAGAUGUGGCCGGUCGUACGAAGAUCCUUUCCAACGAACUCGGCGCCUACAUGGGCAAGGCAUAUGGAGUCACUUGGAACUUCCUUCUUGGGACUGCAAAUCUGGAUUACUCUCUCGGUGUCAGUCACGCAGUCAUCCAUGGCUUUCCAUACCGUGACUCGCCCUCAAGUGCAUGGCCUGGGUUCGCACCUUUCACGCCGCUCGGCUCGUCGAGUAAUGGGUUUGCAGAUGCGUGGGGCCCGCGGCAGCCUCAAUGGCUUUUCGCGUCGAAUGCGAGUAUCUACAUGGCCCGCGCCCACAACAUCCUGCAAACAGGCUCGCCAUCGGUAGAUGUGGCUAUUUUAAAUACCGAUUGGGGAGUCACGGCAACGUGGAAAGAUACUGGAUUGAACGAUGCGGGAUAUUCCUACCAGUUUCCUACUGCAGAACUACUCAGAGAAUACUCCGCCACCGUCAAGAACAAGCAUCUUCUCCCUGACGGUCCUCGAUACAAAGCAAUUCUGGUUGAUAACACGACUUACUUGGACCCCGAUACCGCGAGGCAAAUCCGCUCGUUCGCCGAGUCAGGUCUACCGGUGGUGAUUGUUGGAGACGCCCCGUCUCAACCACAGUCCUUCUGCACCGACUGUUUCAGGGCCAAAGAUCAAAUAAAGGAGAUCUUCAAGUCAGUCUUGUCACUACAGACAACGAAACAAGUCUCCUCCCAAGCCGAUGCUCCUGCAGCUCUCAGGUCCCUUGGCAUCAAUCCAUCUGUCCGGUACUCUACGUCAUCUAACGUGUCCUUAAUCACUACCAAACGUCGCGUCAGCGAUUCCGAGUCCAUCUACUUUGUUUACAGCUCUGUCGCGCUUACCGAAACAGUUUCUUUAGAGGGGGAGGGUUAUCCGCUCAUGCUCAACCUCUGGACUGGGGACGUUACGCCCCUCGCUGCAUUCGACACAGCUGAUGGGUACACCAGAGUCAACCUGUCCCUGGGCGAGAAUGCGGCGCAAGCGCUUUACCUCGGCAAAAAGAAUCCAUAUGGCCUUCGUAACCUCAGCAGAUAUGUCACUGCGACUGAUGCCAGUGUUUUCGCCCAAUCGGAGAAUAUAUAUCUGCAAACCAGCAAGAAUGGAACUCACAGUGCAAAACUUUCAGACGGAAGGUCCGUCAAUGUUGCGUUCGGCAACGUGCCAUCUCCAAUUGCACUCAAGUCUUGGGUAUUAUCCGUCGAGGACUGGUCCCCUUUGAUCGUGAAUGAAACUGGGCUCAAGUCAUCCCUGACUUCCAAGGUUACUUUACCGAGUAUCAGUCUGAAUAGUCUCGAGUCGUGGACUAAUAUUUCUGGAUUGGAGAGUGCAAGUGGCAUUGGUACUUAUAGGACGACCGUGAACCUAUCCCUGGGUUUGUCGAGUAACAGCUCUGGAGAGGGUCUUGCGGUCUUCAUCAACUUCGGUGAUGUCGGGGGGAGUUGGGGCUUGAAAAUCAACAAUGUCCCGGUAAAUGGAGUUGACUUCCUAAGCUCGGCGCCCCUUGAGAUUACUCCUUAUGUGAAAAAUGGGCCCAAUGAUCUCGAGAUCACAGUUGCUACUACGUUGUGGAAUAAACUACGGAAGACGUGGCCCGCCAUUUACGGGUCUCUCGAGGUACAGAAAGUCGGCCUUCUCGGACCUGUUACUCUGACGUACUAUGCUCAGAAGCAAAUUUGA